This is a messenger RNA of Phytophthora nicotianae INRA-310, 189 nucleotides long. RefSeq lists its product as hypothetical. Lineage: Eukaryota; Oomycota; Peronosporomycetes; Peronosporales; Peronosporaceae. The transcript is spliced from 2 exons. The coding region runs from base 1 to 189 and encodes 62 amino acids. The record is from RefSeq and is a predicted model, not a curated record.
AUGCGUGAGGUUCCCAAGAGCAAAGGUAAAUACUCGUUCUACACAUGCAAACAUUGUUCCCUUGCCUACAACAUGAACCCGGACUUGAAACCACCUGAACUUAUUCUUGGGCGCUCUUACAACUACGUUGGUCACCUGCUGAUGAUGAUUCCAGUGGAUCAGGGCAAGGAGGCAGACAGCGGCCAAUAA